AUGUCAGGCACCGCGGAGGGAAAGGGGCCCUUCCCUAUUAUAGUGGAAAUGGAAAAAUGGAUCUUGUACAAGAGACGAGAGUGGCACCGCGAGUAUAGUGCUGCCGAAUGGCAAAAGAUUCCUUAUGAUGUCAUGGGAGAUAAAGCCAUGAAGAGGAAACAGCCAAAGGAAAGAUUUCUCGAAGGAGGGAUGCAUUUGAACGCCCAUGCUACCAUUCGAACACUCCUUCAAAGUCAAAAGCAAAUCUGGCAAAUCAAACAAGGAGCCGUUUUGGAGGCGCAGCAUUUGAACGCCUCCUGUAGCGUUCGAACACCUCUACAGUGUCAACAACAUCCGACAAACAGCUUCCAGCAUGCAAACAAAGAGACAAAUUGCUUCGGUUGGGCUAUAAAAAUCCCUCUUGUUCUUCCAUUUUCUGCCCAUCUAGCAAAGUUUGGCAUUUACAUUGAGCAUUUGUAA
Molecule: messenger RNA, 459 nt
Organism: Ilex paraguariensis (yerba mate)
Lineage: Eukaryota; Viridiplantae; Streptophyta; Magnoliopsida; Aquifoliales; Aquifoliaceae
Source: the annotation of a GenBank genome assembly